AUGGACGUCCGUCGGCCCGCGUCCAUUUCGUCGUAUUUCGCCCACCCGCUGCCGUCCUCGCGUCCCUAUCGCCUCUUGCUCCGCGUCUACGCGGCUGAAGGGCUCCAGCUCGUGGCCAGCCAGGGCAGCUACUGCAAGGUCUACGUGGGCCACACGGACAUGGUCCACGGCAGCAGCACGUUCGCUCGCCGCACGCAGCAGCUCACGUCGUCGGCUUCGUCGCACAGUUUGACCGGUCUCUUGCACUCCAGUCGUAGUAAUUUUAGUAGUAGUCGCAGUCUCUUAUCGUCGAGGGAUAAUGUGGAGAAAAAUAAGCUCGGGACGUCGGUUAUAAGCGUACGCAAGACGCAGACCCGGAAAAUCACCUCGCGGUCCUUGGCUCCUGUGGUCUGGAAUGAAAAAUUUGACAUCCCUGUAGCGAAUUUCGACCAAGACGUGCUGAGUAUUCGCGUCAAGACAGCGAGACUCAUGGCUUCAUCAGCGAUUGGCGCGUGUUCUUUGUCGUUGAAGCACGUGGUGGCAGUAGGAGCUCCGACGCUCGAUCGGUGGGUAGAGUUGAAGCGCGGGACGAAGAACGUGGGCCGCAUUCGCCUGCAGAUGCGACUCGUGGACGUCUCGCCGUCCAGUGGACAAGAAUGUGAUGACGCUGGAGCUGAUGGUAGAGAGCAGCAAGAGCGGGAUACGCACUUGAGUGUCCCGGCUGAAGAAACAGUGGAAGACAUUGCAGCGCGGUCGAAGAAAUCGUCCCGACGGGGCCACAAAUACCAUCGAUCUGCACGGCGGUUUGAUGGCCGACCGGUGACGAAUACAGCACUGGCGAGCAGCUGUAGUACCAACAGCAGCAGCAGUAGCAGAAGCAGUCGUCGCAGUAGUAGCCACUUGGCUAAUGGCAAAGAUGGCAACUUGAAGCGAGUGUCAACUGCACGUCGACCACUUCGGAACCAUAGUGGCAGUGCGACCUCGAGCGAGUCGAUUGAUGACUCGGACCCGGUUAGCGACGCAUCGGGUUCGCCCGUCGUGUCUCCUAGACACGAGCGAUCGUCGAGUGAAGACGGAUCGGUGUUUUGCGACAUGGAGUCCAGUUUUGCAAUGGAUCGACGAUCGACAAAGGGAGCGACUUUGUCUCCUUGGAUGACAGCAGCUGCUGUGAAAUCGUUUGCGCGUAUGCGGAAGUCUGAAUUAGAGUGCUCAAGGAUGAACAUUGAUGACUUAUCACGAGGGUCUAGGACAUCAGGGUCUUCGGGAAAUGUACACGGGGAUGGUCGAGAAAGUGACGAUGAUUCGGACGGGUGUGGUUACCGUUGUAGCUCAAACACGGGUUGGGCAGACAACUAUACUAAAUCGAGCAUGUCAUCGAGCAUUUCAGACCCUCGUGGGAGUUCCCGAAUGGACUUUGAUGAUGACGAUGACGACGACGACGAAUGGAACAUAGGCACGACAAAAGAGUCGGGGACCAACAGACCUGCGUCGGUUGCGCUAUCCAGCGUGGCCUCUAGUGCAUUUGACGCACGUGAGAGUUCUCGGCUUAGCUUUUGGGACAGUGAAAGUGAAGAUGAGGAAAGUGAUGAUGUCAAACUGGAAAAAGCGCGCGAGCAGCAGCGACAACAGUGGCAGAUAGAGCAGCGAAAGAAACAGCUUGCGGCGAUUGAAGAAUUGCCUCAGUCCGUAUCAGACGACGAGAGCGAUGAGGAUGAUGACGAUCAGGACGGACUUGAGUUCGAUUUGUCUCGGAUGCAGUUCACACCCACACUUGCGACGCUUCUGACUCGCGAGAGUAAUAACGUGCUGAUAGAGGAGGAAGAUGAUGAGGAAGGUCCAGAGUCUCACAAGAUGAGUGAGGAGUUCGUGCCUAUUCUCGAAGGUUCUUCACUGAUGUCUGUCGAUUUCGUGGACGGCGCAUCGCGUUGGUCAAGUUUUGGUUGA
Molecule: messenger RNA, 1923 nt
Organism: Peronospora matthiolae
Lineage: Eukaryota; Oomycota; Peronosporomycetes; Peronosporales; Peronosporaceae
Source: the annotation of a GenBank genome assembly